GAGAGAGAGAGCACAGCUGCAGGCGCGCGCGUUCCUGAACAUGACUCGUGCUUCACGUGCGCGUUUUAUUCAACUGAUUUGGGAAGAAAAUUUUCUUCUUCAAAAAACAAACAAACAAACAAACAAACAAAAACAAGGGAAAUCAGUAAUCAGCUGUUUGUUGCUGAUUUAUGUCUAAUGUAAUGGAACAUUUUUCAACGCGUCGGAGCUCAUAAGCAUGGAUUCAUGUUUGAAGAGACUCAGACAAGAACUGCUUUCUAUGAAAGAGGCUGGUGAUGGUCUUCAUGCUCAGAUGAACUCCAUGAUGGGAGCUCUUCAAGAACUCAAACUUCUCCAAGUCCAAACCGCACUUGAGGAGCUGGAGAUCUCAGGAAAAUCUUGUGUGGAUCCACCAGCUAAAUCCAUAAACACUCAUCCUAAAGAUCAGCAAAAUCAGUCGUCUGAGAACUCUGGCCAAGAAGAACAAGUUCAAUUCCAUCAUCUACAUUCCGGUAGUGCGAGUACUUCUAGCUCUAUAUCCAGCCUAGAGAGUAAGGGUAUGUCUUUGCCUUGGAAGAUCUCAGGAUACACUGCACCACAGGUGGAAUAUUGUGGCCCAAAAGUGUGUGAAACACCAACAGACCACCAAAGCAUGCACCCACACUCAUCCCGAGUUACACCGGUGGAUCUGUCUGGGAUUCUUCAUAGCCUGUCUCGAGAGGGUCCAUCUUUAGACAGUGACUACAUCGAGGACACCUUGGAUGACUCCGGUGAUUGGACCUCCUCCCUCAUGAGCCGCAGUCGCAAUCGUCAGCCUCUGGUACUCGGAGACAACGUUCUUGCUGACCUGGUAGGCAACUGGCUUGACCUGCCUGAAGUGGACAAAGAAUGUGUUGAAGUGGGGAAGGGAAUCAACAGACCAGACUCCCCAGCUCAUCCACUCUACCUCAGCCGAUCCCAAGAGCUGUGCAAGAGAUUCUCACUCACCAGCAAUAUCUUUAAAAGGUUUCUGCGUAGUGUGCGACCUGACCGGGACAAAUUGUUGAAAGAAAAACCUGGCUGGAUGCCACCAGGUCAUGAGUCUGAAGGAGAGAUUUUCAAAAGACCCAAGAAAACCACCAAGGCCAAGGGUAGAUUCUACUUGCCGUUUUGGGCAGGGGGCGGACAGCAAGUUAAGGGUAGAUCGUGUCCUCAUCCGGCAGAGGAGAGGAGCCAGGUAUUAGGACUUUACCUAGAUCAGGGACCUACAAAUGCAGUGGAAAAUGUCCAGCCUUUGCUUGAUUACAGUACAGCAGUUUGGGUUUAGCAUGGACUUUCUGGGGAAAUUAUGGGGUAGGAAUUCAACAUGUGCGUAAGACUGAGUGAGAUUAAAAUGGCUUUGGAUUUUUGGACUUGGCAAUCAAUGGCAAUCUAUUAAAGCCCUCAGGGUGUGAAACGAGAUCUUGUUCAGACAACGCACUUAACUGCACUUGACUCUCAAUGAGAAUACAAAUGCUCAAGACACUUCUGCUGAUAUGCUUAUUUGUGUUUAGUCUUCACCCUUUCUUGUUUUAAGAAAUGUCUUGCACACAAGUCUAACAUGGCAUCUGUACUGAAUUUCCACGGUCUUCCUUCAGGGCAAGUAGAGGUUCCUCUUGGCUAUAAACUACUGUAAAACUGUUCAGCAUGUUUACUUUUGGAAUCUGUCUUUAGAGGUUUCAUUAUGUAUGGCACAGAUCUAUAUCUUGUUACAAUUUCCUAAAGACCUGCCUUUAGUAUUUUAAAGAAAGUUUUUUUUUUUUUAAUUACAAGCCUAAAUAUAGAAAUAAUUGGCCGGUGAAAAUCUUUGAAUAGACUUUAUGGACAUCUUUUAUACGCAAUACGAAGCAUAACAAUGCACAUGAUGUCACAAACACAAAAGUUGUCCAAAGAAGUCCCUUUUUCUCAUGUACAGUGGUCUGACGUGAGUUUAGUUUAUUUCAGACGGAUUUUUUACAUUUUGGUGAAUCAAGUCAUUCUGAGGGGGCACGGUGGCUUAGCGGUUAGCAUGUUCGUCUCACACCUCCAGGGUUGGGGGUUCGAUUCUCGCCUCCACUUUGUGUGUGUGGAGU
Molecule: messenger RNA, 2069 nt
Organism: Tachysurus fulvidraco (yellow catfish)
Lineage: Eukaryota; Metazoa; Chordata; Actinopteri; Siluriformes; Bagridae
Product: PAK4-inhibitor INKA2-like
Exons: 2
Coding region: 218-1285 (355 amino acids)
Cellular component (GO): nucleus
Molecular function (GO): protein serine/threonine kinase inhibitor activity; protein kinase binding
Source: RefSeq, a predicted model, not a curated record